This is a messenger RNA of Triticum aestivum (bread wheat), 2665 nucleotides long. RefSeq lists its product as uncharacterized. NCBI's taxonomy places the organism in Eukaryota, Viridiplantae, Streptophyta, Magnoliopsida, Poales, Poaceae. The record is from RefSeq and is a predicted model, not a curated record. Bases 1456 to 2319 code for a protein of 287 amino acids. The transcript has 7 exons.
CCUGAAUGACCCCAUACCGCCGUGCGCACGCGGGAUCCCUGCAUCUGCGAGAGCGCUGUGCCGCUGGGUUUGGGUGGGUCGAGUGUGACAGAGAGGCCAAAAUGGAGGUGGAAACCGAGAGGGCGACGGCGGCAAUGCCGAUUUUCCUGUCGUUCCGGUGUUCAGGUGAGGCCUUGGAUCCCCCUAUCUUUCUUUACCGCGACCGGUCUGCGGUCACCGUGUGUGCUAGCCAGCGGCGUGUUCUCUUUCUCGUCUGAUCCCGUGAUUUCUUGGCGCGGGUUGCCAAUAUUCCCGGAGGAGGUAGGGGCGGCGGCCUGUGAUGUAAACGAGAGAAGCGAGAUUGGAAGCAGGGGAGCGACGGGCCUGCGACGCCGCCAGUAGGGACAGCGGCCGGGCGGAGUCCGGGGGAUCUGCAGUGAAACCAGAUUCGCGAGUGCCCGGCUGGAUUAAGAAGCACUGGUUGUGUUUUAGCUGACACUAGGCUUCAAUUUGACAAGUGGUAGAAAACUGAAAAGGUGUUAUUGCUAGAUUUGCCUACUGAUGCUGCUGCGCAAGGUGUCAUCACAUGGCUGCCACUGGCAUUUUUGGGUGCCAAAAAAAAAUCCUAGAGUGCAUUGCAAGUGAAGGGGUACUUUUUUCUUUGGAAAAUUCACCCUUACAAAUUCUGAACUGAAUCACUGUGAUGGCGCCAGAAAAGAAUUCUGAACUUAAGGUAAAUGAUGUUACCCUGAAAAUUCUGAACUGAAUCCAUGUUGUGGUUGUGGUUUUAGCUGUUUUCGGUGUGCUGUCAAAAGUCUGCUGCUAGAAUGUGAGGUCAAGGGGAAUUUGCACCUACUAGAACUCUGUGCGGGAACAGAGAUAAAUAAUGAGCAUCCAUUUUUGUAGAAAACAAUCUCAGUCUGCACAACAUAAAUAUCAUAGUCUGCUAGGUAGUAUCAAGAGCUGGCUAAGCAAGGGCUGCCGCAAAGCCAACGGACAACCACAACAUUUCUUCUGACUGUAAAAAACCGGCACCAAUUCCCCCUUGACCUCACAGUUCUAGCAGCAGACGGAAAACAGGCAAAAAGCAUAGGAUCAGUUGAGCGUGGACUCCGGUCCAGGAAAAAUGCAGGGCAACAAGACCGUACAAGACCAUUCCCGGUCCCUGCAUUCAUGGACACCGGACAAGCAACAGUGCCAGUGUUCAAUAUUGUUGCCACCAAAAGCAAUACAACGGUCAAUACGGCUGCGGGCAUAUACCCCCAGGGGCACCAAUGGCUCAGAUAAUGAUACCGUAUGAUAGUACGACCCACAUUGAAUUUUUGGUAAUAUAGUAUGUCUUGUACCAAUGUGCCUAACUGAUGUUGAUGCUUUGUACAACAUGUCUGAAACUACAAGUAUUUAGGAGCAUGGCAUGUAUUCAUCAGCAAUUCAUCUGGUGGUUACUGGUAUCAAUAUUUAUAAGUACAAACACCUAUGGAGUACUUAACAUACCUUGUCUCAGGGAAGGGGAAGGUGGCGGCGAUCACCAUAGGUAGACCUGCGCUGAUGCCUGGUGUGCGCGAUUCCACUAUGCAUCACUCAGUGGUGGAGGAAGAAGGGAAGCCGUCGAAGGAGCUGCCUGUGGAAACACUGAAUACUGUGAAGAGGAAAAGGCAAUCAACUUAUGUCCAAAAUGCCGAGUCUCGCACUACUUCGGGGAAGGAGAAGGUGGUGGCGAUCACCACGUGUGAGCCUGCGCUGAAAUCUCGUGUGCGCGAUUCCACUACGCAUCCGCAAAAGGUUCAGAAGGAGAAGAAUGGACGCAAAAAUGGUUCUAAGAAGAUGAAGUUGGUGGAGGAAGAAGGGAAGCCGUCGAAGGAGCUGCCUGUGGAAACACUGAAUAUUGUGAAGAGGAAAAGGAAAUCAAGUAAUGUACAAAAUGCCGAGUCUCGUACUGCUUCGGAAUUACAUGGUGUUGUAUGGCCAACCCAUAUCAUGGAGAGGCCAGAUUCUGAAUUCAAGGAAAAGUUGAUGCGUCUUCUCCGCAAACCAUUUAGCCAGGGAGAAUGUGAUACGCUGCUUGACAAGGCUACGACUCGCCCUCCGGCAACAAUGAAAAGGCAAACACGCGGUGGCGUGAAGUACUACAACUCUGAACAUGAAAGGCAACCAUCAUAUUUUGAUGGUCACCCAGAUCUUGCGAAACAAGUACGUGUAGAAAGCGCCAGCAAACCCAACCAGUUAGCUCUGUUGCGUGGAUUUUUCUUCUGGAUGGAGAAUAUUGCGCAUCACGACCAAUUCAGGCCAUGGAGAGAUGAUUUCAAACAGUACAAAGUUACUAUGGUAGAAAUAGAAUGAGAUCACAAACAGAAUUACAGAAGAGUUUUGUGCUUUCUCGAUUGAGGUGGCAAAGCCCCAGUUUCUCCUUGUUUUACUAGUUUGGUCUCCAGUGUGCAUCUUACACUGGUUGCUAUUGUUAUUUUGUCUCCAAAAACGUAGAGCUGAUGCUACCAGAAACUAGUAGUAUAUCACUCCCCAAAAUCAAUUAUCUUCAGACAGGGGUAUACCAUAGUUUGCUCAGCUUUUUCUUUCAAACAGAAGGUUUAUGCGGUCAUAACGUUGGAGAGCAAGUGUGUACAAAUCAGCCUUUGGAUGGGAAAACAACUCUCUAGCGGAGUUAUAUACAUCAUUUUCUUUGAGUGAA